UUUGCAGAAAAUGACGGGCUCCCGCCCAAGAAAAUUACGUAGCACUUGUUUUCCUCCUUUUGAGGUUUCCCCAAAAUAGUUGCUUCAAUCCAAUUGCCACGAGUCCCGCUGACCCCUCCCUAAUUCCUUCUGGAGCAGCGCCUGUCCCUGACCCACUCUCAGCUCUGAACCGGGAUCUCUACACAGGCCGAUUGACAGGAGGAGGCGGACCCUUGGGGAACAGACGGCCCCUCCUCAGAGGGGAGGGACCGACUUCCCAAGGCCUUGCUCCCUAGCAGUCGCUGCGCCGGGUCCCAGAACUUAGUCCUACGCCAGGAUUCUGACCACGCGUGACCCCGCUGCCCAGCCGGCCCUACAGUCAGCUGGCCCGUGUGUCCCUCCGACAUGUCGUCCUGCAGCCGCGUUGCUCUGGUGACCGGGGCUAACAAGGGCAUCGGCUUCGCGAUCGCGCGUGACCUGUGUCGGAAGUUCUCCGGGGACGUGGUGCUCACGGCGCGGGACGAGGCGCGGGGCCGGGCGGCGGUGCAGCAGCUGCAGGCGGAGGGCCUGAGCCCACGCUUCCACCAGCUGGACAUCGACGACCUGCAGAGCAUCCGCGCGCUGCGCGACUUUCUGCGCAAGGAGUACGGGGGACUUAACGUGCUGGUCAACAACGCGGGCAUCGCCUUUAGAACGGAUGAUCCAACACCCUUCGACAUUCAGGCUGAGGUGACACUGAAGACAAACUUUUUCGCCACUAGAAAUGUCUGCACUGAGCUACUCCCCAUAAUGAAGCCACAUGGUCGGGUGGUCAAUGUCAGCAGCCUGCAGGGCUCAAAAGCUCUGGAGAAUUGCAGCGAAGACCUUCAGGAAAGGUUCCGAUGCGACACGCUUACCGAGGGGGACCUGGUCGACCUCAUGAAAAAGUUUGUGGAGGACACAAAAAACGAAGUUCAUGAGAGGGAAGGUUGGCCAGACUCGGCCUACGGGGUGUCCAAGCUGGGGGUCACAGUCCUUACGAGGAUCCUGGCCCGGCAGCUGGAUGAGAAGAGAAAAGCUGACAGGAUUCUGCUGAACGCCUGCUGCCCGGGCUGGGUGAAGACUGACAUGGCAAGGGACCAGGGCUCCAGGACUGUGGAGCAGGGGGCGGAAACCCCUGUUUACUUGGCCCUCCUGCCUCCAGAUGCCACUGAGCCUCAUGGGCAGCUAGUCCGAGACAAACUUGUGCAAACAUGGUGAAACAUCUGCUCUGGGGCUUAAUGGUUCAAUCAAUGUUAG
Molecule: messenger RNA, 1257 nt
Organism: Acomys russatus (golden spiny mouse)
Lineage: Eukaryota; Metazoa; Chordata; Mammalia; Rodentia; Muridae
Product: carbonyl reductase [NADPH] 3
Exons: 3
Coding region: 385-1218 (277 amino acids)
Molecular function (GO): carbonyl reductase (NADPH) activity
Source: RefSeq, a predicted model, not a curated record